AUGGACGUGAAGGCUGUCGUUGCGGCAAAAGCUUCCGCACAUCAACAACGGCGCAGACGAGCGCUGCGCCUGCUUCUACUAAGAGGCACUACCAAGGAGAGAGACUACCUUACCGUAGCGAGUCUGCAGGACCCGCUCCAAUCCGCGUGGCAGCAACUCUACGACGAAAAGCUUCCUGGUAGCUUCAUAGCUGCCGUAUCCCUACCACCCACAGCGUUCGAGUUACUCCUAGCGAAGUUUGCCAAGUUCUACCAGCUCAAGUGGAGGCCCGGUCAGCGCGGACGCCCGCCAAAACUGCGUUUCUUGCAUGCAGUACUAGGUUGUGUGCUGCACUUCUACACGGCAGCUGUAGAACAGAAGACACUGUGUGAAAUAUUCGGUAGUCCGCCAGCUACUUUGUCAAGUGUGUUGGCAAGGGCUGAAAUAGCGCUGGAGCUAGCGCUUAAUGAGCUUCCCGAUGCUGCUGUUCGCUAUCCUACCAAGCAGACGCAAGUCGCGUGGGCGGCAGCAGUUAAAGCGCGCGAGCCUUUGGUAGAGGGUGUAUGGGGAUUUGUUGAUGGAAAGAACUAUCGAGUUCAGGAGCCAUCGGGCGUCGACUUGCAAAACGCGCACUACAACGGUUGGCUACAUUCGGUACUUGUGACUGGCACACUUUGCUAUGGCUGUGAUGGGACUCUCGUGUGGGCAAAGCAUAACUACCCCGGUUCAUGGAACGACGGGGAGAUUAGCUUUGCCCUGCAAGAGAAACUUGCCGAUCCCGAUAUGACUGUUCAAGGGACCGGUGUUGCUGCUGAUACAGCGUUUCCAGUGUCCAAGGGGAUGCGCGGGCGUAUUAUUACGCCGAUCAAGGAUGGUGAUCUAGAACGUGCCCCCGCAAAGUGUCGGCUGGGUGUGCUUGCAAUGAGCAACGCGAUAACGUCGCUGCGACAGGCAGCGGAGUGGGGCAUGGGAAGCGCCCCCCAAUGCUACCGGCAACAGCAAUUGCCGUUGCCUUGUCAUCCUAUCAAGCGAGGAAAGCGUAUUAACAAUAUCUAUCGGCUCUUCAAUUUUUUGGUUCGCCAAACGGGUAUUAGUCAGAUUAGGACAGUCUUUAUGUAA
This is a messenger RNA of Phytophthora sojae, 1098 nucleotides long. RefSeq lists its product as hypothetical. The coding region runs from base 1 to 1098 and encodes 365 amino acids. The transcript is spliced from 2 exons. NCBI's taxonomy places the organism in Eukaryota, Oomycota, Peronosporomycetes, Peronosporales, Peronosporaceae. The record is from RefSeq and is a predicted model, not a curated record.